GCGAUGCCAUCUGGCACGUGUGGAGGGUGCCCCGAGGACCCUCUGCUGAACUGCACCCUUCGCACGAUGACGUGGCGCUACCUGCGAGUGUCUUCCAACUCUGCUGACGUGAACUUCACUGUAGCAGCCGCCUCUGCUACAGACGCUGCUACAGUCGCUGGCACCUUUCACCCCCUGCGCGCCCCCCUCCUCCUCCCCCACACCAUCAAGCGCAUCAGCAUUGGCUGCCCUGCUACUCCCUCCCUCCCCUCCUCCCCCUCUCGCUCUGCUCCCCCUCUCUCUGCCUCCUCCUCUCCCUCUGGCUCUUCACAUCAAAGCAGCAGUGAGGCAGGAUCUUCUGUGGGGGAGCAACUAGUGCCCUGAGGGCGAGACACAGGAGCCUGGC
Messenger RNA from Closterium sp. NIES-67, 385 nucleotides. NCBI's taxonomy places the organism in Eukaryota, Viridiplantae, Streptophyta, Zygnematophyceae, Desmidiales, Closteriaceae. The record is from the annotation of a GenBank genome assembly.